AGUUACACCUCCAGUCCCGGCAUAAACGCUUUGGAUGUAUCCAGAAGCAAAAAUCAAUCUUACAUAUCUGGACCGAACAUCUAACAAAGCGGUGAUUUACAGCAGCAUGGAUGGUCGUAGCUGUUAACAUGACCACAGAUGAGGUGGAAAUUCACCAGGAAAAGACAAAGCAGGAGGAGGAAGAUGGCCAGGAUUCUUACAUGCAUUCUCCCGAGGAUGAAAACCGUCAGUCUCAAAAUCGAAAUUCUACUGGUCGUGGUCUCUCACGUCUCUUCUCCUCCCUCUUGAAACGGCGUUCACAAUGUGACAGUGAGUGGGGUCAGAGGGAAGAUGAGGAAGAUGAAGCAAAAGCUCCAAUUGCUGACCCUGAACCCGAACUGAAAAUAGAAGGAGAGGUUGCCUUGGACCAGCAUUCAAUCAGCAGUGCAGAAGCUCAGGCACAGAAGAAAGAUGUCAACAAGGAGAUGACUGAAAAGGUGAAGGAAAACAAUGACGAAAAGGGAGAGGCAGCUGUUCUGGACAAGGAGGAGGAGGGCAAAGAAAAGAAAUUGGGUCCUGAAAGAAAGGGUAAGGCAUAUAAGGAGAAAAUCACAGAGGAGGAGGCCAAAACAGCCAGCGCUCCACGCCGACUAAAGACACUGCAGAUCAAAGUCUCACUGCUGGAUGACGCUCUGUUUGAGUGCGAGUUGGAUAAACAUGCCAAAGGCCAGGAACUGUUCAUGAAGGUCUGUGACCACCUCAAUCUGCUAGAGAAAGACUAUUAUGGCCUAGCCAUCUGGGAGACCCCCACUAUGAAGACCUGGAUGGAUUUGGCCAAAGAGAUUCGCCGACAGGUGCAAGGUGCCAAUUAUAAUUUCACUUUUAAUGUGAAAUUUUACCCACCAGACCCUGCCCAGCUGUCAGAGGACAUAACGAGGUACUACCUGUGUCUACAGCUGCGGAAAGACAUUCUACAAGGCCGCCUUCCUUGCUCCUUUGUCACCCUGGCUCUGCUGGGCUCCUACGCCCUGCAGUCAGAGCUGGGCGAGUAUGACCCUGAGGUGCAUGGCAAUGAUUAUGCUAAGGAGAUGAAAAUGGCCUCAGGCCAGACAAAAGAGCUGGAGGACAAAAUGAUGGAGCUGCAUCAUACAUAUAGGACAAUCAGUCCCGCCCAGGCAGACCUGAUGUUUUUGGAGAAUGCCAAAAAACUCUCUAUGUAUGGUGUGGACCUUCACCAUGCAAAGGACCUGGAUGGUGUUGACAUCAUGCUGGGAGUGUGCUCCAGUGGCCUGAUGGUGUACAAAGAUAAAUUGAGAAUUAACCGUUUCCCGUGGCCCAAAGUCCUUAAGGUGUCCUAUAAGCACAGCAGCUUCUUUAUUAAAAUACGACCAUCUGAGACAGAACAAUAUGAGAGUGCAAUUGGUUUCAAACUUCCUAAUUAUAAGGCCGCCAAGAAGCUGUGGAAAGUAUGUGUUGAACAUCACACCUUCUUUAGGUUAACUUCCACUGAGAUGGCCACCACCCCGAGAAAGUUCCUGGCACUGGGCUCAAAAUUUCGUUACAGUGGUAGGACUCAGGCCCAGACCAGACAGGCUAGCUCUCUGAUUGAUAGACCAGCUCCUAUGUUCCAGCGCUCUUCCAGCAAGAGGAAUUCACACAGUCUGGAUGGAGCUAUGGCUACUACUCCUGACAACAAAUCCAAUCGUCCAGUCAGUGCCCCUGUUAUGUCACCAGCCUCUCCAGGUGAAGCAAGGCCAUCACCAUUGCUACCCACACUGCCUCACCCUAACCAUCUUGAUGGCUCCACACCCAAAUGUCAACGGCAUAUAGAUUGGAAGAGGGAGCUAAAGACAGAAUGUAGGCCAGAGCACACUAAGAGUCACAGCUCAAAACCACAGUCUGCUUCGGAGAUUAAGACUGUUGCCAGGAGAGAGCGGAGGCACUCCCCAUCCGUGACCAAUAGGGAGAAAAAGUGCCAGCUCUCUGCUCAGGAUAAAAAGAUGGAAUUGGUUCGAGUAAGAAAGAAGAGACCCAAGAGACUUGAGGGUGAAACUAUUUAUAUCAGACAUAGCAAUUUAAUGUUGGAGCUCAACCCAAAAUGGUUUGCAUGCACCAUUUUCCUCUCUGAUUGCCAUGACCUAGAUAAGACCCAAACUGAGAUAAUGCGUCACCAUACUAGUAUCAGUGAGCUCAAGCGAAGUUUUAUGGAGUCAGUACCUGAACCUCGCCCUAGUGAAUGGGACAAACGUCUUUCUACCAACUCGCCGCUCCGCACAGUAUGCCUCAAUGGCCAGCUGCAACCAGCGUCUCCAGUGCUAAGGGCCCAGACAGUCACCAUCUCAGACAUCACCAGCUCUAUAAGAGGAACUGUGACUUACAAGGACAUUCCGUUAGUUCACACUGAAACUAAGACCAUCACAUAUGAGUCAGCACAGCCUGUGGAAAACCUAGCAGAGAAGGAUUCAGGAGUGCUGCUGAGUGCCCAGACCAUCACCUCUGAGACUAUCAGCACCACCACCACAACCCAGAUCACUAAGACGGUGAAAGGAGGUAUAUCUGAGACCCGAAUAGAGAAGAGAAUUGUCAUCACUGGAGACACUGCAAUUGAUCAUGACAAGGCUUUGGCUCAGGCUAUUAAAGAGGCAAAGGAGCAGCACCCAGAUAUGUCUGUUACCAAAGUGGUUGUACACCAGGAAACAGAGAUAACUCCAGAUUAAGAAGCCUACUCAGAUGCCCCCUCUUCAUUGUCUUAUGUCUCCAUAACAACAUUUUACCUCAGCAACCCCAGUCAUCACAUUCAGCUGCCCUGCCUUUGGCAUGACAAACCAGACCUUAUCAGAGGAAGGAGGCUUCAGCAGUGAAUCAAGUUUUACUUCCAAGAGUUGCGUUUUGGUUGAAGGAGACAGCUACCAGAAAGUUUCCAAGAGCCUUUCCAGAAUUUCCAACAACCCCCUAUUAUUGCAUUUUAUGCCUUCAAAGCAUCUCCUAAAGUUUUGAAUAAAAAUGAUAUUCAAAAAAUAAACUUUUUCAUAUUAAUAGGAGUCUAACAAUGUGGAUUUAUUCCUCUCCCAUUUGUGUGGAGAUUUUAUGAAAAAAAUGUUAAAAGCAUUUGGUCUUUUAAACUUGAGAUUCUUGCUUUAUUUUUCUACAACUUUUCUUACCAUCACAUUUGGUUACCAAAAUGUUGGAAGUCAGUUUUCCACAAAGUGCUGAAAACUGCACUGAAAAAGGAAUUGGAGAUACUACAAGUUGGGACUGGAGCAUUCCUCUGAAUGUUUUUGAGUUUGUGAUACUUCAUGUAAAGUAAAUACUUUAUUUUCCCUCGUAAUGUGUUAAGAUAUUUGUUUGAUUUAUCAAAACAGGGCAUUGAAUUUGCUGGAGUAAUUACUUCUGUAAUACUAUAUUUAAAAUUUGGCUUCAAAAUAUAUGUAGUUAUUUUUGACAUCCUUUGACUGUUUCAGCUGUUGUUGUUGUGCUUGUGUCACACUAACUGGAGAUUUUUGAAGAUCACGUAGUACUAAGACUAUCUUCCUUUAUUUAUUACCAUCACUGUAUUUUUGUGUGUUUUAUUGUUUAGAUUUAGACUGAAUAGUGUUUGAUUCCCUGGCUGUUUAUUGAGACCCGAUUGUCAAAUAGACUUCUCUCCCUUUUUACUGAGCAGUGCAUCAUUUCAGUAUUGCUAAAUUAAUUUCACAUUUAUACUUUCCUUCUAAAUGGUCAGGGUGCACUCAGUGAUGGCUCUCAUUUUUUGCUGCUUGAUUAAAAUAAAUGAUCAAGCAAAAAUUCAGAAACUAGCACUGGAUUAUUGUUGCUCUAUUAUUGCAAACAAAAAAAUGUACAUUAAUGUGGCACAAUUGUGUUUUUAGCCAUCUUUGUCACUUCUGUAAUGGCAAAUGGUUUUCUCAGAAGUGUUUUCAAAACGUUAAGUUGUUGACGCAGGUGUUUAAAAUCUCUAGAACGAAUGAAAAAUUUAGAAAAGCAAAAGAAAGUAGAAAAUACAAAAUAAAAUGUGCGUCCAAAGAAAAAGCAAAGGGAGAUGACAGUACAAUGAUUUAGAACAGGCCCUAAUCAAGAAAUGUGCAACGUAAUAGGCCAGAAAAACGUUAGUAUGCAAGUCUUGUUUACCACUUGUGUCCUCGUUAUAAUAAUGCAUUAUUAAUGCAAUUUUAUACAGGAACUAAGAUUAAAUAACGAAAGGCCCCAGCAGAUUUAUGAGUGUUACAUUACAAUGGUAGUACAGUAACUAAUACAACUGCUAGAACAAUGCUAAAUCUAGGAUACCAGAACCAUUUUAUUUGGCACUGCCCAAACAAAUUAGACACAUCAUGUAUCAGUAUGGCUUGUGAUUUUGCCCAGACCAUGUUUGCUUUACUUCUUUAUUCCAUUCAGUACUGUCUUACCUGGAUGUUAUAGUUACUUCACUGAGCUGUCUUAUUUAUCAUGGCACUUACUAUGAAUGGAUAUUUCUAAUGUUUUCUUUAUUGUGAACCCACCCUUUAACAUCAGAUGAAUACAUGUAAAGAGCACCAUGCAUAAAAUAAAGAACUUUGUAGAAAUA
Molecule: messenger RNA, 4537 nt
Organism: Girardinichthys multiradiatus
Lineage: Eukaryota; Metazoa; Chordata; Actinopteri; Cyprinodontiformes; Goodeidae
Gene: epb41a
Product: erythrocyte membrane protein band 4.1a
Exons: 22
Coding region: 111-2696 (861 amino acids)
Biological process (GO): cortical actin cytoskeleton organization
Cellular component (GO): cytoskeleton; plasma membrane
Molecular function (GO): actin binding; structural molecule activity
Source: RefSeq, a predicted model, not a curated record